Molecule: messenger RNA, 1804 nt
Organism: Tetranychus urticae (two-spotted spider mite)
Lineage: Eukaryota; Metazoa; Arthropoda; Arachnida; Trombidiformes; Tetranychidae
Product: trypsin-1
Biological process (GO): proteolysis
Molecular function (GO): serine-type endopeptidase activity
Source: RefSeq, a predicted model, not a curated record
UUAAACGUCAUCUGCAACUUGAAUUUGAUUGUUGAAAAGAUAUUUAUUUUAUUGGUUAACCGUUUAGAUGAGUUAAUUACUUGCUUAUUAUAAGUUGCUUUGGAGCACUUUUCAGCAAAAUGAGUUCAUUAAUGUCAUUUGUUUUGAUUAUUUUGUCAGCUUUCUUUGGAGAAGACAAUAUUGACCAAAAGCAACUAACUGAACCACUCCAAAAGUACAAUCAUUUAUGUGGAGUCAGCCUAGAAUGGCCAAACGGGAAUGAUCGUAUCGUUGGUGGAAGAAUCGCUCUUGAUGGUGAAUUCCCAUGGCAAGUGUCAAUUCGUCGUCAAUCACCGAUUCGAGGAGAUUUUGUGCACAUUUGUGGUGGAUCAAUCAUUUCAGAUCAAUGGGUAUUAACAGCAGCUCAUUGUGUUAAAGGAGUUUACGAAUCAAAUUUUCUGGUUGUUGCCAAUGCAAGCAAAUUGUCUGAUUCAAUCGAACGGAAUUUAAGUCACCGGAUAUCAAAGAUCAUUGUCCAUCCAAAUUAUGAUGAAGAAACAAAUGCCAAUGACAUCAGCUUGAUCAAAUUGGAAACCAAACUGGACUUAGGAAAGUCUUAUGGUCAUAUGGUACCAGUUUGUUUACCCAAACCAUUCAAUGGCCAAGGACAGUUUAACAAUAAGGAUUCAAUUAAUUUUGUUACCGUUUCUGGUUGGGGAUCAACUGAUGAAGACGGUUCAAAUUCAAUAAACCUUUUAGCAACUGAAGUGGCCAUGGUUGAAAUGGAAAGCUGUAAUUCAACUUACAGGGGAAACAUUCCUAAAGGUUUCAUCUGUGCUGGUUUAUUUGAAGGAGGAAAAGAUUCAUGCCAAGGUGAUUCGGGAGGACCUAUGAUUUAUCGUGAUUCAAACAACCGUGCCCAUCAAAUUGGUAUUGUUUCUUGGGGCGAAGGAUGUGGACGCAAAGGAAUACCCGGUGUUUAUGUUGAUGUCAACUAUUAUGUGGAUUGGAUCAACACGGUAGUCAAAAGUAAAGUCUGUUUACGUUUUUCAGCCUGUUACUAUAGUUCAGUUUUUCUGCGAACAAUCGUGACAAUGAGUGAUUCAUCGAGCGAAUCAGAAGACGAAAUUGUUUCUUAUAAAAUUCAUAUGUGGGAUCUGAACCAAUGCGACCCAAAAAGAUGUACCGGUCGUAAAUUGCAACGACACAAUUUGAUGAAAACUCUGAGGUUAGGGCAAAAAUUUGGUGGCAUCAUAUUGAGCCCUAUGGCGACCAAAAGUGUCUCACCCGAGGACAAAGAAAUUAUUGAGCAACAUGGCAUUGCAGUUGUUGAUUGCUCUUGGGCUAAGCUCGAAGAGACUCCAUUUCAUCGGAUGAAAGGACCAAAUAUGAGACUGUUGCCCUAUCUUGUUGCAGCAAAUCCAGUCAAUUAUGGAAAACCAUGCGAACUAUCUUGUGUCGAAGCUAUAGCAGCCUGUUUUAAGAUUGUUGGCCUGGAUAAAGCCGCUUCUUAUUAUUUAGGGAAAUUUAAGUGGGGUCAUAGUUUUUUAACGUUAAACGACGAGAUCUUCGACAUGUACAAAGACUGUAAAAAUUCGAAAGAUGUUGUCGAUGCGCAAAAAAUUUACCUGUUGAAAAUUCGUGAAGAAGCCGAGAAAUCUUCUUCAUCCUCCUCUUCUUCGGAUGAAUCAGAUUCAGAAUCUGAAUCGGAAACCAAUCCUGAGACUCAGUUGACCGAAUCUACUGUCAAACUUGAUUUGAAUGCGUGAAUUCAACACAUUUUGCAAUUCAUAAACAAAUAAAUGAAAAUAUUUUCAACUUGAAA